This is a messenger RNA of Hippocampus zosterae (dwarf seahorse), 3867 nucleotides long. RefSeq names its product ribosomal protein S6 kinase a, like (gene rps6kal). Gene Ontology annotation, molecular function: magnesium ion binding; ribosomal protein S6 kinase activity; ATP binding. The record is from RefSeq and is a predicted model, not a curated record. Gene Ontology annotation, biological process: protein phosphorylation. The coding region runs from base 280 to 2460 and encodes 726 amino acids. The transcript has 22 exons. NCBI's taxonomy places the organism in Eukaryota, Metazoa, Chordata, Actinopteri, Syngnathiformes, Syngnathidae.
CUCAUUCACUGACCAGUGAACACAGUAGCCGCCAUAUUCGCAUCUAUGGCAGGGUAACGGUAACGCUGCAAAGCGCAUGGUCCCAUCAUUAACAUCAAAUACCCACGCACCCUUACCAAAAUCCCACUCCGAUAGUGGUCCUCGGUUUUCCACGCAUCUUCCAACACGAACGAUCAAGCCGAGCAGACGGGAUUUUACAGUGGGGGAAAGCAUGUACUUUGGAGCGGGGGUCUAGGUGGACUACGAUGCCUUAGAUUUAGAGAGGAAUCCUGGCAGAACAUGGAGAUAAACAACAUUAAUAGUGAGGUCAAUGGACAUCAGAUCAUGGAUGAGCCCAUGGAGGAGGGAGAGUGUUACACGCACUGUGAUGACGGGGCGUACAAAGAGAUUCCGAUCACUCACCAUGUGAAAGAAGGCUGUGAGAAAGCAGAUCCAUCACAGUUUGAACUCCUCAAGGUCCUGGGUCAGGGCUCUUUUGGCAAGGUUUUUCUAGUAAGAAAAAUUGUGGGUCCAGAUGCCAGUCAAUUAUAUGCAAUGAAAGUUCUAAAAAAGGCAUCUUUGAAAGUCAGGGACAGAGUUCGCACCAAGAUGGAGAGAGACAUCUUAGUGGAGGUCAAUCAUCCCUUCAUAGUGAAAUUGCACUACGCCUUUCAAACGGAAGGGAAACUGUAUUUAAUACUGGACUUUCUCAGGGGAGGAGAUGUAUUCACUCGCUUAUCCAAAGAGGUUAUGUUUACAGAGGAAGAUGUGAAAUUCUACCUUGCAGAGCUGGCCCUGGCCCUUGACCACCUGCACAACUUGGGCAUAGUUUACAGAGAUCUCAAGCCAGAGAACAUCUUACUUGAUGAAGCUGGACAUGUAAAGUUAACAGACUUUGGCCUGAGCAAAGAGUCAGUGGACGCUGAUAAGAAGGCGUAUUCUUUCUGUGGUACGGUGGAGUAUAUGGCCCCUGAGGUGGUCAACAGGAGAGGACACACACAGAGUGCCGACUGGUGGUCGCUGGGUGUAUUAAUGUUUGAGAUGUUAACGGGGACGUUACCAUUCCAAGGGAAAGACCGCAAUGAAACCAUGAACAUGAUCCUCAAAGCAAAGUUGGGAAUGCCUCAGUUCCUUAGUUUGGAAGCCCAGAGUUUGCUGAGGAUGCUGUUCAAACGUAACCCAACAAACAGACUAGGGGCCGGACCCGACGGUGUGGAGGAGAUCAAACGCCACGCUUUCUUCUCCACCAUCGACUGGAAUAAACUCUACCGGAGAGAACUGCAGCCCCCAUUCAAGCCGGCGGCAGGUAAACCAGACGACACGUUCUGUUUCGACCCAGAGUUCACUGCAAAGACACCCAAAGACUCCCCAGGUAUCCCCCCCAGUGCAAACGCCCACCAGCUCUUCAAAGGCUUCAGUUUUGUUGCUCCAACACCGAUGGAUGAAAACAAAAGUUCCCCACUCCUUACUAUACUCCCGAUAGUUCAGAUGCAUGCGGGGUCCAAGUUCUUGGAUCUCUACGAGCUGCAGGAGGACAUAGGAGUGGGCUCCUACUCCAUUUGUAAACGCUGUGUACACAGAGUCUCUGCCAUGGACUAUGCUGUGAAGAUUAUUGACAAAAGUAAGAGGGACCCUUCUGAGGAGAUUGAAAUCCUGAUGAGAUACGGCCAACAUCCUAACAUCAUAACUCUCAAGGAUGUUUAUGACGAGGGCAGGUAUGUUUACCUGGUGACGGAGCUGAUGAAGGGGGGAGAACUACUAGACAAGAUCCUCAGGCAGAAAUUUUUCUCCGAGCGAGAGGCCAGUGCUGUGCUUUACACCAUCACGAAGACCGUUGACUACCUCCACUGUCAAGGGGUUGUACACCGAGACCUGAAGCCCAGUAACAUUCUGUACAUGGACGACUCUGGGAAUCCAGACUCGAUCAGGAUCUGCGACUUUGGUUUUGCAAAGCAGCUUCGAGGGGGUAACGGCCUGCUCCUCACCCCUUGCUACACCGCCAACUUUGUGGCACCUGAGGUACUUAUGCGGCAAGGUUAUGAUGCAGCCUGUGAUAUAUGGAGCCUUGGAGUUCUAUUAUAUACAAUGUUGGCUGGGUACACACCAUUCGCAAAUGGGCCAAAUGACACACCAGAGGAGAUUCUGCUUCGAAUAGGCUCUGGAAAAUUUUCUUUGACAGGCGGUAACUGGGAUACUGUGUCAGACACCUCAAAGGACCUCCUGUCCCACAUGCUCCAUGUGGAUCCUCACCAGCGAUACACAGCAGAGCAGGUUCUCAAGCAUUCCUGGAUUUCCUGCAGAGAUGCACUGCCACACUUCCAGCUCACACGCCAUGAUGCACCACACCUCGUCAAGGGAGCCAUGGCUGCCACUUAUUCAGCGCUGAGCCAGAAGACAAGCCAGCCCGUGCUAGAACCUGUGGCCGCAUCCAGCUUAGCCCAGCGACGGAGUAUGAAGAAACUCACCUCAACCGACAUGUAGAACCCCCUGACACCCCCCCCCUCCCCCGCUCCCCCCACACACACACCCACACCCAUCCAUAUACAGGGAGCCUGUGCUUCCGUUUUGACCUCACUCAUACGGACCGAAGUCCUGGCCAGUCAAAGCUACCGUCUCCCCUUUUAACGUAUUUAUUUGACAAAACUAACACACACACACACACACACACACACAAUUUCAUGCACAUGCCCACCUGAUGCGGCUCCUAUGCGAAGACAUUGGCUCAAAGGCAAGACUAGAAACUAGUGUCUGUUACUGCUGGGGAGACAGACAUGUAUUUAUUUCCACAGCUUUCAUAUGCACUUGCCCUCCUCGCCUUUCAUUCUUUCUUCCCCAGGAAGAAACGCACCAGCUGAUGUUCUCCUUCACUGUGAUUGGCUGAAACAAUGCUGCUUGGGUAAACUGUGCCCCCCACCCCCACCCCACCUCCCACUGCUCUUCAUCUAUGUUCUGUCAUCCUCUCCACUUCAGUUCAUUCUCCUUCCUUGAUUGCAUUUGCUCGCUUAUUUUCUCCACAAAUAUGGAGUAAAGGAUGGUGUUACGAGGUCUGGCUAGAUGAUGUUGACUGAGGGUCAGCCACCAGGUGUUUUCUGACUCAAAGCCUAAAACAAACCAAAUGCUUCUUUUUGACAUACUGCUAAAUCUUAAGGAUCAAAAUUGUCUUCUCGCACUUUUGGCAGUAUAAAUGCAUGUGUGGACAGAUGCUGUAUUUCAUUAACCUUUAAGUCAUGUUUAUGAUGCUAAUGAUGUAUCUAAGGAGGUUAAAAAUGGCUGCAGAUGGACACAAUGUCUUGAAAUGAAUGUGAAACAGUGUGGUGACAAGAACAGAAGCUCAAAAUUGCACAUAUACAUAUGAUUUGCUAAUUUAUUUGGUACGCCUGGAUUAAACGAAUGUAGUGGCCUAUAAUAAUGAGGCUUUUACUGCAUCUGUUUCAGAGAGGUGGUGAUUUUCUUUUUGACGCACAUUUAUCGACAUUUUUUUUCCAUGUAUUGUGGACAAAGCAUCAGAUUUAACUAAACCUCUCUACCUUGGAAAAAAUGGAUCCAAUAAUCCUCAUAGUUAAUAUUUAUGGACAUUUGUUUGAUCCACGUGUACCUAGUACUUUUGCAAAAGAUUGUAUACAUUGUAUAUUCAUAUAUACAGUGAAGAUUCUGAAGAUGAAGAGCAUGUGUGGGAGCUGUAGAGACUUCUCUGGGGGGAAUGAAAUGUACCCCAUCAAACCAGAGAGGCUGAAUAAAAAAUAAAAUCCAUAGAUACCUGUAUAUCUCUUUAAAAGACAUUGUGGAAAUUGUAUGAUAUUGUAUUUAUUUCAUUUGAUUUUUAAGAUUCUAUUUUUCUUUCAAGUUCUGUAUAUAUUGACAUUAAAGAUCAUUAUUGACAUGCAUUCA